Molecule: messenger RNA, 4260 nt
Organism: Exaiptasia diaphana
Lineage: Eukaryota; Metazoa; Cnidaria; Anthozoa; Actiniaria; Aiptasiidae
Product: tetratricopeptide repeat protein 28
Exons: 4
Coding region: 158-3697 (1179 amino acids)
Molecular function (GO): protein binding
Source: RefSeq, a predicted model, not a curated record
CCAAUAAACGUCGACUGCGAACACAGGCAUAGUGUUUCUACUACUUAUGCCACUGAUAGAGUUUAACAAGAGUAACUAGUAUCAAAUAGCCUCUCGGCWAGGACAAAUUAAUCCUCAAAGAAAAUCCUAACUCAAGGCAGCUGCAAUUCUAGCCACUAUGUUGGACAUUAAGAAGAUUMGACUCUUCGUCUGUUUCUGUAUUUCUUUGGUUAAUUYGAAUUGCCUCACCAAYUGGAGCAACAWGUCAAUAGUCAACCUGUUGGAGGAAUGCUCAGUGAUGGCUACUUGCCUUUGCGAUAUCAUAUCUGUUAUGAUACUUUACCCACUGCUGGGAGAUGCAUAUCACAAUUCAGGACAAUACAAAAAAGCCGUUGAAUACCAUGAAAAGAGCCUUGGUGUUCAUAAAAAUAUGRGUAACAAACGAGGAGAGGGAAACGCUUAUGGUAAGUUGGGAAAUAMCUAUCAGUCAUUAGGGGAGUAUCAAAAGGCAAUUGAAUGCUAUGAAAAAUGUCUUAUCRUUGCGAAGGACAUUGGCCACAAGCAGGUACAAGGAAGCAUCUAUGCAAAUUUGGGAAAUUCUUAUCGAUCUUUAGGAGAACAUCGCAGGGCCAUUGAAUACCAUGAAAAGAGCCUUAGCAUUGUUAAGAUGUUUGGCAAUAGGAUGGCUGAAGGAAUAAACUAUGGAAACUUAGGAAAUGCCUAUCACGGAUUAGGCGAACAUCACAAAGCAAUUGAAUACUAUGAGAAGGGACUUGCCAUUGCUAAGGAGACAGGUAACAUAGAAGGAGAAGGAAGCGCCUUUGGAAACUUGGGCAAUGUGUAUCGUUCAUUAGGGGAAUAUCACAAGGCAAUUAGAUACCAAGAGAAGAGUCUUGGAAUUAGAAAUGCGAUUGGUGAUAGGGCUGGUAAAGGAAACAAUUAUGGAAGCUUAGGAAAUGUUUAUGAGUCAUUAGGAGAAUAUCGCAAAGCAAUUGAAUAUUAUGAAAGGAAGCUUGAAAUUGCUAAAGAAGUUGGUAACAAAUCUGAAGAAGGAAAUACCUACGGAAACUUAGGCAAUGCCUAUCUAUCAUUAGGAGAAUACCAAAAGGCAAUAUCAUAUCACAAAAAGAGCCUUGGCAUUGCUAAGGAAAGUGGCAACAAGGAGCUAGAAGGAAGUACCUAUGGAAACCUAGGAAUUGUCUAUCAAGCAUCAGGAGAGUAUUGGAAAGCGAUAACUUAUCAUGAGAAGAGUCUUGGCAUUGCUAAAGAGAUUGGUAACAAGACCGUUGAGGGAAAUGCCUGCGGAGGYUUAGGAAUUGCCUAUCGAUCAUUAUCAGAWUAUCAUAAGGCAAUUGAAUACCACGAAAAGAGUCUUAGCAUUGCUAAAGACAUUGGUAACAGGGCGGGAGAAGGCAGUGCCAACGGAAACUUAGRAAAUGCCUWCCAUUUACUUGGAGAAUAUCAGAAGRCGAUUAAAUAUCAAGAAAGGAACCUUGCUAUUUCUAAAGAGAUUGGUGAUAAGGCAGGAGAAGGGAACAGCUAUGGAAGCUUAGGAAAUCUCUAUCUAUCAUUGGGAAAAUAUCACAAGGCACUUGAAUGUCAUGAAAAGGGCCUCAUCAUUGCUAAAGAGAUUGGUGAUAGAGAGUCCGAAGGUAAAGAAUUAGCAAACAUAGGAGCUGUCUAUGAAUCAUUAGGAGAAUAUCAUAUGUCAAUUGAGUAUCACCAAAAUAGCCUAAUGAUUGCCAAAGAGAUUGGUGACAGAGCCGGAGAAGGAUCCGGUUACGGAAACAUAGGAAAUGCCUAUGCAUCACUAACAGAAUAUCAAAAGGCAAUUACAUAUCAUGAAAAGAGCCUUAUCAUUCUAAAAGAAAUCGGUGAUAGGGCUGGAGAAGGAGGCAAUUACGGAAGCUUAGGAAAUGCCUAUCAAUCCUUACAUGAGUAUAGCAAGGCCAUUCCAUACCACGAGAAGCGACUCAAUAUUUCAAAAGAGAUUGGUGACAGGGCUGGGGAAGGAGGCAGUUACGGAAGCUUAGGAAAUGCCUAUCAAUCAUUAGGAGAAUAUCACAAGGCACUUGAAUGUCAUAGAAGAAGCCUUGUUAUUGCCCAAGAGAUCGGAGACAGAAAUGGUGUAUCAACUGCUCAUCAUAAUUUGGGACUGACCUACAGCUCCGAAUGGAUCCUUAAAAACCUGGUCAAAGCUGAGGAACAUCUUCUAAACAGUAUCAAAUGUUAUGAAGAGCUGUUCGAUGACUUAAAGGAAAAAGAUCAAUUCAAGAUAUCUUUCGUUGAUACUUAUGUUAAGACAUACAAAUUUCUUAGCGAGGUCCAACUUCAAGCAAAGCAGCCUGAAAAAGCUCUGUUGGUCUGCGAACGUGGACGAGCACGUGCUUUAAAGGAUCUAUUGAGUAUAAAAUACGACACGACUGAAGCAUCUUCAAAAACGUCCGAACUUAAUGAUGCGAAGAAACUUUCGGCCAGUUGUGGUGCCUCCAUUCUAUUUUACGAUCUUCAUAAUAACAAACUGACUGCUCGUUUCUGGGCUAUAUCUCCCCGGCAAGUUUAUUUCUAUGAUGAACUAGUAGAAUAUAAAUCUAUGUCAAGAAUAGCAUCUCAACUAUCUGAACAUGAAAUAAUAAACAUUGAAAAUGGAUACUUCCAACACCUUGUUGAAAAUAGCUUUGCAUACAUGAAAGUUAGACAGGCAAGAUGUGAGGACCGUUCGCUCGAGUCAAUAGAGGGCAAAGAGGCGUCUUCUAAUAACACUUCAGAACCUAGUGCAACUGCUUGCAAUGUUUUCGGAGAACUUUCAAGAUGCAUAUACAUGAUGGAUGGAGAAGAUGAUGGUGACCAGCCAUUGGAAGUACUCUUUCAUCGAUUAAUUGCCCCGGUGCUGGAUAAGCUGACUCAAGACGAGAUUGUCAUCAUCCCUGACGGCCCUUUGUUCAUGGUAGCUUUUGCUGCUCUUUCAGACCGAAAGACGGGUGAAUAUUUAUCAGAAACCAAACGGCUUCGCUUGGCUCCUUCUUUGACAACUUUGAACAUUCUACAAGAAUCUUYAGAUGAUCACCAUUCCAAGUCAGGGGCACUGAUCAUUGGAGAUCCUACUGUUGGCGAGGUAAUGUAUAGAGGUAAAAAGACAGAUAUUUAUCCUUUGGCCGGUGCAAGAGAUGAAGCAAUAGAGAUUGGGAUGGUACUCGGAGUAGAUCCAUUAGUAGGCGAAGAAGCAAACAAAGAAGCAGUCCUUAGUAAAUUGCAACAUGGUGUUUCUGUCAUUMACAUUGCUGCUCAUGGUAGUUCGCGAAAUGGACAGAUCUUUCUGGCUCCUUCUAUGCCUCCAUCAGCCAGCAAUAUCCCGGUGGAGAAAGACUACAUCUUAACAAUGAAAGAAGCUCAAGACAGUGGAAUUCGUGCUCAACUUGUUGUACUUAGUUGCUGCCACAGUGGUCGAGGAGACAUCAAGUCGGAGGGAGUGGUGGGAAUGACUCGAGCAUUCCUUGCCGCAGGAGCUCGUGCCGUUGUAGCGUCAUUGUGGGCCAUUGAUGAUUUAGCCACGAAGUUUUUCAUGCUUAAAUUCUACUCGCAUUUAAAGAAUGGAGAGAGUGCUAGUAGGAGUCUACAACAGGCCAUGAAGGAGAUGAGAGAAACAGAGAGAUACAAGGACCCAAUGUACUGGGCUGCCUUCUUUCUUAUUGGUGAUGACGUCACAGUCACUGUAUAAUUGUAAUUUGAUUAGUAGUUCAAGAUACCAGGAGACAUUAUCGAAUUGGRGAUUUUAGUAUCGUUCGGAUUUUUGUAAUAUCAAUUUAAUUCUAUUGUUUAGGAUAUUUAAAAACGUUCUUGGUCGAAAACUAUGCUUUAUACAGAAAAUGUGACAAAAAGGCGAGAUUUGCUGUUACUCCGAGUUUCUUGUUUACGCACUCAUCAGACAGUAUUUAAUUUUCUUAGUUUUUUUAAAACCUUGUUGUACUUGGAUUUUAAACCUUGAGGCAAAUAACAAAGGCAUUUCACACUGAGAUAAGGAGAUUUGGAGAUAAAACCAGAAACAAUAAAAAUGAAUGGAACAAUGUAAAAAUUCCACGUGCUAACGUACUGCUUUCUUAACUAUUGUAAUCUUUGUUCUUAACAGUAAUUUUUAGCCCUUAUUAUAACACCAGAACACCUUGAGCUCGCGCUACAUAGUUUACGUGCUCUGUUUUAAGUUCAAAUUUAAGCGCGCUUGUCGUGUAUUACAAACAACAAUUGUAAAGGAAUUUUUAAAAGUAAAGACGAAACUAGUUUUCC